AUGCAUCCGCGCUGCACCGCACCAAGGCUUGCUGCCCGCUCUCUCCGCGGCCUUACGCCCCGUUUCGGCGCCCACCUCCACCGCAAUGCCCCGGCGCGCCCUCUAAACCCGUCUCAAGCGCGCUGCAUGUCCAUGGCCAACACCUAUACAGAGACGCUCGCAGGGAAUCCGGAGCCGCUUGCAGAGAACAUAUUGAACUUAUCGUGGGGGCUCCUCGAAAUCCUGCACAACUGCGGCCUGUCCUGGGCUGUCGCCCUUCCCGCCAGCGCUGUUGUCAUUCGCGCCUGCAUUAUCAUGCCGUUAUUCCAAAUCCCCUCCCGGAAAGCUCAACAGACUACCGCCUCGCUCCUACCGCUCACCCGCGCAUUCCAUAUCGUCAAGAAGCACAGCGCCCACAUGGCACAUUACAGCAAGGGCCCUCGAGUAGCCCAAGCAGUAACCAUCAGGAGUGUGGCCAAAUACAACCACCAGAUUAGGAAGCGCUGGGGAUCGCAACGUUGGAAGCAAAUGCUACCAUUCUGCGGUCUACCUGUCUUCAUUUCUAUGGCCGAGGUCAUACGGAGAAUGGUGGGCACCAGGAGCGGCUUGUGGGGUUUGGUAUUUGGUUCCGGAUCUUAUGCGGCCCCUAAGGCUUCCGAGCAAGUCAGCGACGCAGUCACCACGGACGGCGUUACUGAUGCAUUGGAGAGUGUUGCUGAGUGGAAGGGCACGACGUCUCUCCCAAGCUCGGUGCCCGAGACACUCAGCAAUUGGCUGGAGCCGUCAAUGGCGGCAGAAGGGAUGCUCUGGUUUCCCAACCUUAUGCUCCCGGACCCCUGCAUGAUCCUUCCUUUCGCCGUCUCCGGGCUCACUAUGGCGUCGAUUUACGCUGGCUCCAAGGCUCCGCAUAAAGGACAUGAGAAACCAUCCUUUUUCAUUUUCAAGCGCGUCCUGAUGACAUUGGCGCUGGCUAUUGGUCCCAUGACGCUGAACUUACCCUCUGGUAUCCUUCUUUACUGGUGCGCAAGUACCUCAUGCGCCUGGUUGUCUCACAUAUAUUUGGACCGUUUCUACCCGGUGCGGAUGCCGCCUACGCCUUGCAAACGCUCCAUUCCGUACUAUCCGAAGAAGGACAUCGAGAAGAUGCGGCAGCAGCGUUGA
Messenger RNA from Lasiodiplodia theobromae, 1140 nucleotides. Its product is annotated as Mitochondrial export translocase protein. The record is from RefSeq and is a predicted model, not a curated record. Gene Ontology annotation, molecular function: membrane insertase activity. Lineage: Eukaryota; Fungi; Ascomycota; Dothideomycetes; Botryosphaeriales; Botryosphaeriaceae. The transcript has a single exon. Gene Ontology annotation, biological process: mitochondrial respiratory chain complex IV assembly; protein insertion into mitochondrial inner membrane from matrix. Gene Ontology annotation, cellular component: mitochondrial inner membrane. Bases 1 to 1140 code for a protein of 379 amino acids.